UGCUGUGUAAACAUUGCUGUACGACACGAGGACAAAGGUUUGUGUGUAAAGCACAGUGGGUCCGUGGCGAGCUGCUGCCGCUGCUGCCGCUGCCGCUGGGGACAGCCGAGCGAAGGGAGACCUCCAGACCUCCAGUCGAAGGCAAACGCUGCACGGGCAAUGCGGUGAACGCGCAGAGUGGUCGCCGCGAGUCGCGUACGCAACAGGAGCCUCUUCCUUUGGGACAUGAAGGUCGGGCCACGCCGGUGUUGUCGGACCAGGACCCAGACACCGCCAUGCAGAAAAGUCUCAACAAGAUGGUGUCCGAGAUGGCCGCCACAUCUGUGCCAAACAUCGCGGUUAUGCUGGAACAAGACAGGAAAGAUUCAUCUGGGACCCUGAAAGCACUCUCCAAGUUCAUGAUUUGCUCCAACGUGUACGACUGGUUCAAACACAAGCCAAGAAGCAGUUCCUAUGAUUAUCUGCCAAACGUGCAUAACAACCCUGAUCUGGAUCAUGACAGCAGUAAAGACAAGAACAAUUCCAGGAGGAUUAAAAAUGAUUUUAAACUAUGGAUUCUUGAGGCAAGAGACCUACCUGGGACCGGAGAAUAUUUCUGUAAAAUUUCGUUCUCAGCCGACCAGCCGUGUGCGCAAACUUCAAGCAAGCGCACGAUGCCCGACGUCUUCUGGGGCGAGAACUUCGAAUUCAGCGACCUCUCCGCUGUGAAGCAGGUCUUGGUUUCCCUGUACAAGGGCAAGGACAAGCACAGGAAGGGAAAGAGCAGUUACAUGGGGCUGGUGUCCAUACCCCUGGGCAGCGGAACAAAGUGGCACCAGUUCGUGGAGCAGUGGUACACCUUCAGCACCCCCAACCUCGGCAAGGGCAAGGGCGCGGUGCCCACAGUGCGCAUCAAGUGGCGGCACCAGCAGCUCAGCAUCCUGCCCAUGGAGCGCUACAAGGAGUUCGCCGAGUUCCUGAGCGCCAGCUGCCUGCCGCUCUGCCUGCUGCUCGAGCCGGCGCUCGGCGUCAAGAGCAAGGAGGAGCUGGCGCGGGCGCUCGUGCGCUUCCUGCACACCGCCGGCAGGGUCACGGGUUUCUUGACAGAGCUGGUGAUGGAGGAGGUGCAGCGCUGUGACCCGGACGUCCUCUUCAGACAGAACACCCUGGCCAGCAAGUCCGUGGAGCAGUUCCUGCGCCUCGUUGGCCAGCCGUACCUUCACCAAGUGCUGGGGGCGUUUCUGCAAGGCAUCAUCAGCAGACGGACUAAAUGUGAAGUGGACCCCAGUAAAUGCACUCAGUCGGAGCUGCAGCACAACCAGAAAGCCCUGGUGCAGCUGUGCAGCGAGGCCACGAGGAGCAUCAUGGCCUCCAUGGGCGUGUUCCCCGCCGAGCUGCGGGACGUCUUCUCGUCGUGGAGGAGGCUGUGCGAGGCGCGAGGGCCGAGCGGAGAUCAGCGAGCGGCUCAUCAGCGCGUCGCUCUUCCUGCGCUUCCUGUGCCCGGCCAUCAUGUCCCCCAGCCUCUUCGGGCUGAGCCAGGAGUACCCCGACGAGCGCACGGCGCGCACCCUCACGCUCAUCGCCAAGGUCGUCCAGAAUCUCGCCAACUUCUCCAGGUUCGGGACCAAAGAGGACUACAUGACGUUCAUGAACGACUUCCUGGAACGAGAGUGGAGCCCCAUGAAGCAGUUCCUGGAGGAGACGUCCCAGGAGAGCGGCAAUCCGAGCGCCCUCGCCUCGCAGGGCAUCGUGGACCCGGCCCAGGAGCUCUGCAGCUUGCACUCCCUGCUCAGCGACACCACCCUGCCCAAGCAGGAUGAGCACGACACGCUGGGCCAGCUUUGCCAAAAUCCUGGAAGACAUCAGCCGCAAUCUGAACUCCGCAGUCUCAGCCGCGGGCGGCUCUGGCGGCGCGUCCCAGGUGUCUGCUCUGUGCCACCCUCCCUCCACAGCCACGGCAGGAAGCGUCACAGAUGAAGACGG
This is a messenger RNA of Lethenteron reissneri (Far Eastern brook lamprey), 1962 nucleotides long. Its product is annotated as ras GTPase-activating protein nGAP-like. Gene Ontology annotation, biological process: regulation of GTPase activity. Lineage: Eukaryota; Metazoa; Chordata; Hyperoartia; Petromyzontiformes; Petromyzontidae. The record is from RefSeq and is a predicted model, not a curated record.